GCGCCGCCUAGAGUUAUAGGCUCCGCCUACGCGCGCUGAGCCGACCAAUGUCUGCACCCGCAGACGUGGACGCGCCUACUAGCGUGUACGCGCAUGAGCCAAGAUCUCUGGACUUUCUUUGCUGGAACACGAACGUAAGUAUAGAUUUAUUGAUUUAUUGCUACAUUCGCAGUAAAGAUCAGCCUUUGUGUUUCCAUCAUCAUUUAUGUAUGAUUGUAAUGACGUUGUUUGAUAUUAGGACUAGCAGUAAAACUUUAUAUUCUGUAAAAAAAGGCUAUUUUAUUUCCAGCGCCGCCUCCCAAAAUGCUUUGCAUGGGGACGUGCGUCUGACCUCACGUAUACAGAAAAUUCAAAAUGGCUGCACGCGGUAGGUGAGGCCCGAGCGAAGAAAAGUGGAAAAGAGUGUUAUUCGUCAAAAAACCCACACAACGACGGUCAUUUUUUCGCCGUGCUAUUGUAAAAUUGUCUUUUAUCUGUGUUUUGUGUUCCGGGGGACCCCGACUCCAGAAUGUGAAAGUUUCCCGUGUGAAGCCGUGGAGCUCGAGAUCCUGUUUACUGUGGACUAGCUGUGUGUGACGCCAUGUUGUUUUUGUUUCCAUUACAAAAAAAAGCUCCACCAUCUCGCCGAGUGCCAGCAAGAGUCAUGAGUACUUGUCAACUCGACUCCUCAACUGGAGAUAACUUUCUAGCACCUCACCAUGGGGAAGGAUGUAUUCAUAUGCCUUCACCAGCACAUGCAUUAAACAUGCAGAGAGUUACACAAGUUCUUACCACCUUGGGGCACCAUUCAGACAACUACAAAGACGCAUUAAAAAUAAUGCAACAAUAUGGAAAGGGCUGCAACACCUCAGACCUGCAAUCUGAGGCAGAGAAUGAGGAGCUGCCAGAAAAAAGGAACAGGAAGCCAGUCCAUCGUCUCGGGGACUCAGAUGAUAGCGAAGAAGACCCGGGAAAUAGUGACCUCACAUCUCUGGGGUUGGCAAGCCAAUUGCACAGGCAGACUCCACCGUCUCGCCGAGUGCCAGCCAGAGUCAUGAGUACUUGUCAACUCGACUCCUCAACUGGAGAUAACUUUCUAGGAACGGCAGUCCCUCCUCGACUCCCUCCACCCCCCUCACCAGCAGCCCUCAACAUGUGGCAGACAGAGGAGCCUGGAUCCAGCCUGGCCUACAGGCCAACAUGGCGAGGGGAAAGAAUGGCCGACAACAUUUCCUGCUCUGCGCCUGAGGUAAUCCACAUCCUUAGCCUGCUGGAAACUAUUAAGCACAACCAAGACCAGCUGAUUGCGAAGGUGCUGUGAGUAAAAAUGUGUUGACAAGGUCAGCCACGGACGCUGAGGUCACCAAACACGCCAUCAGGUGGUUCAACUUGGCGGGGGAUCGGGCAACGAGGAGACGAGUCCCGCUUCCACCUCCUCAGGAGGAAUAGAGAUGUAUAUGUAUAAAUA
Molecule: messenger RNA, 1447 nt
Organism: Entelurus aequoreus (snake pipefish)
Lineage: Eukaryota; Metazoa; Chordata; Actinopteri; Syngnathiformes; Syngnathidae
Exons: 11
Coding region: 581-1300 (239 amino acids)
Source: RefSeq, a predicted model, not a curated record